Messenger RNA from Etheostoma spectabile (orangethroat darter), 4667 nucleotides. RefSeq names its product immunoglobulin superfamily member 22. NCBI's taxonomy places the organism in Eukaryota, Metazoa, Chordata, Actinopteri, Perciformes, Percidae. Gene Ontology annotation, molecular function: protein binding. The record is from RefSeq and is a predicted model, not a curated record.
UUGCUAUCUGAGUAAACUAUAGGAUAUCAGCUGUAUCAGCAUGUGACUUUAGAGAGGAUGGUUAGGACUGUCCUAUGUCCCUCUGGUCCCUUUUAUCUACUGGAUGUAAUAAAGCUGUUUUACACCACGAGACCUUGUGGAAUUAGGAGUCAAAUGAGUAUUUUUCUGCAAAACCUAUCAUUCCACAUCUCUAAUUGUGUCUUGUCAAAACCAGGCACGCAUCAGCAACACCGUAACGUCAUCGUCAUGGCAGCACAGCUAUUUCAGGCCACUGGGGGCAGAAUGGAGCAGAUGGAACGGCAUGUGGGUCAGGCGAGCCAGAUGUCAGAUAUGCAAAUGUCCUCCUCAUCCACCUCCUCCACCUUUACCUCCUCCGUGAGCUCCACCAAGCUGCGCAAAGUCUCGCAGCGCUUGUCGAGGACCACGGACGAGCACUCCGGGGUUCAGGGUAAAACCUCCGCUGUGGUGGAGUCCUUCAGCCAGGUGCAGAAGUCCCUUCACCUACCCGAGGGAGAGUCCGUCCCAGAUUUUGAAGAGAAGCUGCGCCCCGUCACGGCCCAAGAGGGUGACAACGCUGUGUUUAAGGCCAAGGUGACGGGGAAUCCCCAGCCGAGCGUUAACUGGGAACGAGCCAGCGGGUGCCGGGCAUUGUCUGAUGGCACUAAAUCUUUCUAUGACAACAUAAACAAUCAGCACAUACUCAAGAUCAAAAACCUCACCCUGGAGGAUGCUGACGUCUACAAGUGCAUCGCCUCCAACAAGCACGGAGAAGCCACCUACUCUACAUCCCUCACUGUUACAGAGAAUCCAGCGUUGGACUUCAAAAAGAAGCUGAAGAAACGCAGUGUGGAGAAGAGAGAGGAGAGGAGGCCACCAACAGAGGAGGAGAUGCUGAAGAUCCUCGCUGGAGCUGACAAGAAGGACUACGAGAGGAUCUGCGCCGAGCACGGCUUCACCGACUUCAGAGGCAUCCUCAAGAAGCUGAAGGAGAUGAAGAAGCAAGUGGAGGUGGAGAUGGUGCGUGUGCUGAAGCCCCUGGAGGACAUCACUGCCACAGCUGACACCAACGUCGUCUUUGACACCAUCCUGGAACUGAAGGAUCCAAAUAUCAGGAUGCAGUGGUUUCUGGGCGCGGAGCUGCUGCGGGUCCAGUACUCUCACGGGAAAUACGAAGUGAAACAGAUGGGAACCAAGCACAUGCUGUGCAUUUCUAGCGUGAGCCUCAGUGACACGGGCACCUACACUCUGCAGGUUGCAGACAAGCGACUGUCAGCCAGGCUUACCGUCAUAGAUGAACCUCUGAAAUUCCUGUCAGACUUAAAGCCCAAGAAAGUGACAGAGCGCCAGACCGCCACGUUCGAGAUCCGUCUCUCUAAGAAGACAGAUGCGCCACUCAUCUGGAAGGUUAAAGGAAAGGAAGUGAAAAGAGAUGAAAAGUUCGACGUGUCCCUGUCUGAGGAUGGUCUGACCUACACCUUGAAGAUUAAGGAUGCGAAAGUCAGUGACACUGGAGACUACACCAUCAGCAUCGGAGACCUCACUGCCACCGUGCCACUUUUCAUUGAACGGAUUCCUGUCAAGUUCACCAGCCACGUCAAGAACGUCCGUGUGCAGGAGAGAGGCACGGCUCGCCUGGGGUGCGAGACGAGCUCCAAGGACGUGCACAUUCGCUGGCUGAAGGACGGGUGUGAUGUAACGGCGAGUCGUCGCCACGUCUUCGCGCGCGAGGGAAAGAGGGCAGAGGUCAUCAUCGAGGACUGUGAGCUGACAGGAGGGGAGUACUCUGUCGUCUGCACUCAGGACAACGACGCUAACGAAUAUGUCACGUCUGCCAAGCUGACUGUGGAUGAGCGUUUUGCCACAGUGGAGCGCAGUAUGUCGGACGCUCGGUGUCCUACGGGCUCCCCUGCAGAGCUGUGCGUUGUCCUUGACGAUGAGAAGGUCGACGGAGUGUGGCUGAAAGAUGGAGUGGAGGUUUCGGAGCUGAGGGGGGUUCAGGUGGUGAAACAGGGAGCCGUUCACAAGCUGAUCUUCUCUGGUGUGACCGAUACUCACGAGGGCAAGUACACCUUCAGAGCCAAGGGGGCUGAGAGCGAGGCUGUCCUCACUAUUGCAGACCCACCAGAAAUGGACUCCUCUGUGCUGGACUUGUUGGGGGCCCGACCUGUGACUGUGAAGGCGGGCCAGACAGCCACCAUUCAGAUCCCCUUCAAAGGCAAACCCCCUCCCAAGAUCACCUGGUACAAAGACGGCGUGGAGGUCACGGAGGAUGAGAGGAACAAGGUGGAGAGGACAGCUGACGGCACCUCGCUGGUGCUCAGCAGAUGUGUGCGAGAAGACAGUGGGGCCAUUAUGCUCCGUCUGAAGAGUGACUGUGGCACUGCUGUUGCCAACCUGCACCUCAACGUGAUUGACCAUCCCAAACCUCCACAAGGGAAAGUGGAGUUCCUCGAGCUAUCAGGAAAUAUUGUCAAAAUGAAGUGGAAGGCUCCGCGGGACAAUGGGGGCAAGCAUGUGACCAGCUUUGUGGUUGAACGUCGCACGGCGGGUAAGAAGUCGUGGACCAGGGUUGGUGAAGUAGACAGCAGCACCAUCAGCUUCAGCGAUGACAAAGUGGAGGAGGGCCAGGUGUACCAGUAUCGCAUCAGGGCCGUCAACGCGGAGGGAGUGAGCGACCCUCUCGAGACCGAGGAGGUGCGCGCUGGACAGCCCGUGGAGCCUCCAGGCACAGCGUCCCAACCCCAGGUGUCUAACAUAACCAAGGACACCAUGACAGUGAGCUGGACACCUCCAGCCCAGGAUGGGGGAGCUCCAGUUCUGGGCUACGUCCUGGAGAGGAGGAAGAAGGGGAGUAACAUGUGGUUACAGGUCAACAAGGAAAUGCUCACAGAUACAAAAUUCCUGGUGGAAGGACUGGUGGAUGGUGUGGAGUAUGAGUUCAGAGUCACCAGUGUAAACAGGGCUGGAGCAGGCGGUGCCAGCACCAUUUCUAAUGCUGUCCUGGCCAAAGACCCAACAAGAGCUCCUGGUCUGGUGAGGAACCUGUGUGUGUCCGAUUCCACAAACUCCUCCAUUUCUCUGAGGUGGAGUCCUCCAGAGCAGGGAGACGAGCCCUCGGGUUACAUCCUAGAGGUUCGCCCUGAAGAUGUUAAAGAGUGGGCGAAGGCCACCAAGAUCCCCAUCGUGGCUACUACCUUCAAUGUCGGAGGACUUCAGGAGCGGAGGAAGUACCACUUCCGUGUCCGGGCUGUCAAUGAAGGAGGUGUGGGGGAGCCAACUGAGCUGUUGGAGGGUGUACUGGCCAUGCCUCCACCUGUGGCGCCUAGGUUUGAUCUCCAGGGGAAGCUGAAGAACCCGGUGGUGGUCCGAGCUGGAUCUGCACUUCGCCUACACCUCGGCUUCACUGCUUCACCUACCCCAGUGGUAACCUGGUUCAAGGACGACCUCAUCACUGCGGGACGGGAAGUCAUCACCAAGAGCCAGAAUCACUCCCAGUUCCUGAUUCCCACUUCUCAACGAUCGGACUCUGGCGUCUACCGUGUCCACCUGAAGAACGACAAUGGAGAGGCUCACUAUGAUGUCACUGUCAGGGUUACGGACUUUCCUCGGCCCCCGAAGAACCUCGGCUUGGUAGAGGAGGUUCCGAGCACGGUGACCCUGCAGUGGGAUCACACCCCAGACCUGGCUGACGACGACGAGGGAGCACAUUACAUCAUCCUCAAACGGGACACCAGCACUGCCUCCUGGUUCACCGUGGCCGAGCGGGUCUUCAGCAACAAGUACACCGUGACGGGACUGCUUCCGGGGAGAAAGUACUACUUCCGAGUCAUUGCACACAACUCUAUCGGAGACAGUGAGCCUUUGGACUCCAAAGAACCUGUCAUCAUGGCCAAGGAGAAAGAGUGCAUCAGAAGCCUUCGUUUGAAGGAAUAUGUCUCAAAGCCACGUCAGGUGAAACCGACGUUCCUGCUGCCGCUGAAGGACCACGCUGUUCGCAGAGGCCACGACUGCACCAUGAGCUGUGCCUAUCAGGGCAUGCCAACACCCCAGGCCUGCUGGUAUAAGGGGGAAUCAAAGAUCUCUGACUCCCCUCGGUUUUGGCACAGCACAGCCAACGGAGUGUGCACACUGGUCAUCCCCACCUGUGGAGCUGAAAACAGCGGAGAAUACACCCUGGUGCUGGAGAACCCCCUGGGGACGGCCAAGUGCUCCUGCAACUUGGUGAUAUUUGAUAAGGAUGACAAGAGUCUGCUGGAGAGCCUGACCAAGCAGGCCCACAAAGAGAAGCUCAUUUUAUAAGAAGUCUGCUUCAACCGUCGCCAUGACAGAUGCACUUUGAUUACGCUGCAUGUAUUGCCACCACUUAAAAAUGCUUUUAGUAGUGGUUAGAGAUUUAGGAAAUUGGAGAUCUAUAAAGCAGAUUUUGGAUUGACUUGAAUUUUCUGACUUUUAUCUACUUGUUUUGGCCCCAUCUUACUCAAUUUCCCAGGCUCUAGGAAUGCAACACAUGGCCACUAGAUGUCAGGCUUGCUCCCUUCUUAGUGUGGGUGUUAUCCUCCAAGAGCUGAGUGUUGGAGGCAUUCUUACUCAUUAGUCAUCUCGCUCAGCCAGAGAGAUUGUCCCUUCUCACAAAUGCUUUUCUCCCUAUAAAAUUAUUUUUACUUUUA